AUGUAGAUUAAAAAAAGGACAUUUAGUACUUCAGGGUAGAAUUAGGAAAGUUUACCUUCGUAGCACAGUGAAUAUAUUAAAAUUUCCUAGGAUUAAAGUCCGACAUAAUGUUAGGUAAUCCAUAACGUUAUUCCUAAGAACAACUCUCUAGAUUCUAAUGUUUAGAGCAUUAAUACAAACAGCAAUAGCAAUCAAGUUAAUAAUCUUCUUUACAAAAUCAGCAUUUUAUCACCUAUUAAAAAACAUCCCAGAAACAGAAAAAAUAUUUACUCAAAGCAUAAUGAAUAGAACUAUUAUGAAGAGAUGGUAUCUCCUCUAGGGCAAUAACAUAUUUCUCAAUUUUCGAAUUAGAGUUCUAUUCAUAAUUUGUCCCUAGAUGAGGGUUCACUAGUGUAAAAUAAAAACAUACAAAAUUUAAAUUUUUUGGAAAGCGAUUUGUCUAAUGAGAGUAAUAACAACAGUCAGCUUUUUAGCGCUGCCAAGUUUGACAUCUUAGAAAACAGAUAGCAAAGUCAAGGAAAGAAAAGUGAGAUGCUUAGUAGAUAAAGAAAAUAGAUUGUUGGUAAGUUCUCAAAUUAACUUCCAUCAAUUUAAGCAUCAAAUAAUAGCGGAGAAUUAUCUAUGAUUUAGUCAAGAAAAUAAUCUGCUUAAAACAAUAUGUAGACUCCUUAAAAAAUUUAGAAGAGUAACUAAAAUAAUGGCUUUAAAAAUCAGCAAAAUAUGAAUGUUAAGAAAAUAAUGCCUCUUUUCAACUAGAACACAAAUUCAACAAGCAACAAUAGUAAUGUACUUACAUAGGAUAAUGACAUUUCCAAUCAAAAAAUAAAUAAUUAAGAUAAAAAUAUCAUUUAAUUUAGCGUUAUUGAUCAUUAAAAUUAGUAUAAUCCUGCUUUGUAUGGAGCUAAAGCAAGAAAAUUAAUAGACUUAACUGAUUAGUCUUAACAAAUUUCUAAGAAUAAUAUCAGACAGUCAUCUUAAAAUUCCAAAGAAAAUAGUCUAAAUGCUUCUUUCAAUAAUUAAUAGUUUCUUAAAUCAAACAAUUCUAGCUACAAGCAGCCUUAGAUUACUUAUUAGGCUGUUUAUGGCUCUGAAAACGAUAUAAUAGAAAAACAAGAAAAAACAAGUAUUCAUACUCCAGUAAAGUAAAUACAUAAUUUCUAAGGUGACGGCAUGUCCUACCAUGAAAGUCUUUCUUAAACUCCUGAAGUGAAGUCAUCUAUGAGAAAUUAAACUAAAUUUGAAAGAGCUAUGGAAUCAUAAAUCAGCUAAACAGUAAGUGUCAAUAAAAAUUUUGAUGAAAUAAAAUAGCAAAUAAACGUUUAGUCAUAGAGACAGCCUACGAAUAAUGUUUAUAACAAAAAUUAAAUCUUCAAGGUCAACUCUGAAUAGCAAUCAGCAUAAGUUAAAAUCCUUAAAAACAAGUCUAAUAAUGGUCAAACUAGCAGUAAUUAUCAAAAAUAACAAAUCUAAGCAGCUAAAUAAACUAAAAAUCCAAAAUAAAUAAGCACAGAAGGAGGAGGGGCUUACUCAGAAAACGACACAUAUGUAUAAAAGAUGAAGGGAGAAUAAUCUACUGGUACAAUGACAUCAUCCGGAAUAACAUCUAAAAAAAAUAGCCUUGUCUUAGUGAAGUAGAAUAAUAGGAUUAGAAACAAUCCUAAGGUUAUUAGAAUCAACUAAAUACAAAAUAUGAAUGAACUAUUUCCUGAAAAUUCUUAAAACAUGGCUCAUUCUUAAAUAGUUAUUUAAGAUGGUAAAAUAAUAUAAAAAGAAUUAAAUGUGAUUAAUUAAAAAUAAGCUAACUAAGCAUCAAGCUCUAUCAUUAAAAGAGAAAACAAUUAAUUAAAUAAUUAAUAAGCUUAAAAUUAAAAUGAAUAAUAAAAUUUAGAAUCUAACUAUGUAACUUUCAAGGAUAUUCCAGUAGCAAAUUCAUGUGAUCCAACGCUUUACAGAAUAAGUGCAUAAUCUUAAAUGACAAAAUAAAAUAUAAAUGAAAAUUAAAAUAAUACUAAUGCAAAGCAAAGCUAAAAUAUUGUUUCAUCUGACUCUACUCAAUAACCCCAAGAAAAAAUGAAUUUAAUAUAAAAUCAAAAUGAUUUAGAUAUUAAAGAGGACUAAAUGAGGAAUAGUGGCGGUGACAUGAAUGGCAUUGGUUAUACAAAAGAUGAAAUUGAAUAUACAAAGGAUGGCAUAGAAAUACAUAAAAUCAAGAAUUUAAGCAGUUGCUUUUCAAAUAGUGCUUUAAGUUAAUGUAGCAUUUAAACAAUAGGUUAAAUGAAUAGAAAAAAAAUAAACCUAACUAUGCUUGUCGCAUAUGGAGAACAGCUAUCUAAAUUAAAUGAUAUUUUUUAAGAAUUCGAUGUUUCAUCUUCUACUUAUUAUCUGAUUGAUAAUCCUAUCUUUCUUUAAAAUUUACUGCAAAAAUGCCACUGGUUUCUUGAUAUAAUUAACACUGAAAAAGACCUCGAGCAACUGCCUUUGCUAUUUAAGGAUGAGAAAUCAAGAAAAAUUAUAAAGUAAUCAAUGAUCUUUGAAAGAUGUGUUAUCGUUUUUAUUGCAUAAAAUUUGCUUGAUAAAGAUGUCUUCAACAACAAUUACAAAUACCUCAAAGGAAUUGUUCAUUAUGCCUACUAAAAUUACAUAAACACCAUAUCGAUCAUACACCAUAAGAUGGCUAACUAGCUUACUUUUUCUAAGCUCAAUAUUUAGUCAUAAAAUUAAUCAAAUAUUUACACUUUAAAAGGAAGCAAAAGUGAUCAAUUGCAAAAUGAUUAAACUUUCGCAGUUAACAAUAGCAAUUUAAUGAAUAACUAAACAAUUAGUACAAUAAAUAAUACAAAUACAGUAAGCACUUGCAUAAAUUAAGACGAAAAGAUAAAACAAAUAUCUAAAAACGCUAUUGAGUUUAACGAAGAUGAUGAAGACAUAGACCCUUACACUAAAUAACAGUUUAUGAAAUUAGUUAGAAGAUAAUCAACACAUAUUACCACUAAUUCAUCACCCCAAAGACCUCAGCAAAAGUGGAUAGUCACUUUAUUAAAUUAAAUCAGACAAAAUAAUGAAAUUACAAUCAACUCCUUUAAAAAUAUCUCAAAAAAUGACAAAGAAUUCUACACUUACAUUCUUAAUUUUAUAAAAACUAUUGAUAGAGGUAACUCAGUUAAUCAAAUUUACAAUAGCAUGCUUUAGUAUUUUAGUCUUUAUCUUAUCCAAAGAUAUUAACAAAUGGAUACUCCUCUUCAUUUUUCUAUCCCAUUCUUGUCAACCGCACCAGCUCCUUAUUUACCAGAAAUGGAUAAAAAAUACAAUUACACUUUGGUACUAGAUCUAGAUGAAACAUUAAUACAUUACACAGAAGCCUAUAAUAAUGUGAAGCAAUUCGUAGUAAGGCCAUAUGUUUAGACUUUCUUGCAUCAAAUAAGUGAGUUCUAUGAAAUAGUUGUCUUUACAGCAGGAAUGCCAGACUAUGCAAAUUGGGUUAUUGACAACUUCGACACAAAGGGUUUCAUAAAGCAUAGACUUUACAGGCAACACACAUUACAAAUAUAAAAUACCUUCAUAAAAGAUUUAAGCAGAAUAGGAAGAGAUCUCUCUAAAGUGAUUAUAAUAGAUAAUUUAGCUGAAAACUUUUAAUUUUAGCCUGACAAUGGAAUUUUUAUAAGAGCUUGGACAGACGAUCCAACUGACACUGCUCUAGCUGAGCUUUUACCCUUAUUAAAAGAAAUAGCAGUUAAAAAAAGCUUAGAUGUAAGAGUAGCGCUUAAGAUUUUAAAAGAAUAAAUUUAAAAAAAUAUUGAGGAAGGAAUAGAGUUUCCUCAUUUAAAUUUAAAGCUAUGA
Messenger RNA from Tetrahymena thermophila SB210, 3837 nucleotides. Its product is annotated as NLI interacting factor-like phosphatase. The transcript has 3 exons. Gene Ontology annotation, molecular function: phosphoprotein phosphatase activity. NCBI's taxonomy places the organism in Eukaryota, Ciliophora, Oligohymenophorea, Hymenostomatida, Tetrahymenidae. The record is from RefSeq and is a predicted model, not a curated record.